AUGGACCCGCAGCUUUUCGCUUCCAUCGUGCCACUGAUACUAGAACUGCAUCAAGCAGUGCAAGACGGGCCAGACGAGAAUGAGAGGCUACAUGUCGCUCAGCUUGCGCAGAAGCUCAAGGCUGCACUGAUCGAUGCGACGCAGCAAGCUCGCGAUCUACCCAACGGUGAUCUGAGCAUCGACGAGCAGAAGAAGAUUCUCGUCGCGCUCCAGGCGGAGAGCACACGCCCUCAUGACAAGGCUUAUGCCAAUCUCACUGAAGUCUCUCCGGGCAAGCACGAGAUGUUCACGGUGUCAGUGCAGUCCGGCGUUCAUGCUACGCUUGCCUACGAGCCUCGGUUCACUGUGCUAGCCCUCAUCGCGCGGAAACAGACCAAAGCAAGCACGAUCCAAGUCAGAUUGAGCUAUAGAAAUGCAAUGUCAGUAGGCACUGCUGAACGUCCAUUCGACACAAGCAUGUCGCAACCCUACGUCCAGCAGCCUCAGCAGGCGUAUGGACAACCUCCAAUGAUGCAAGCACCGAAUUAUGCGCCCACGCAAGGCCAGCCAAUGCAACAACAGCAGAACAAUUAUGAUCAACAGCAAAACAAUGGAUACUAUGGCCAAGCCAAACAAGAAGAGGACGAAAAGUUCUCGCCCCAGAAGCCUAAAUGGAACGAUCUCAUCUUUGCCCUGCUGUUCUUGGCCCAAUUCGGUGCCUUCAUCGCCCUGUCUGUCAUCACGCUCAGGACGAUCAGCUCUUCAGGCGGUAAUCUGACGGGCGGCUCGACAGGCGUUACGUUCAACAGACAGACUGCCUAUCUCUUCGCACUCAUCGCACCCGUCGGCUUCGUUCUCGCCAUCUGUUUCCUCGCCAUCGUCAGAGCGUUCACCAAGAUCAUCCUCGAGAUCACACUCUUGCUCAGUGUCGCUCUGUCCAUCGGCACGGCAGUCUACGCCUUCAUAGAGAAGCAAUACUCUGCCGGCGUCAUCUUUGCCCUCUUUGCACUCUUGGCCAUCAUCAGCUAUCCCUUCAUGCGAAAGCGCAUCCCACUGACAGUCGCGAUCUUGCAUACCGUCUUCAGAGCUGCAAAUGCUCAUCCAUCGACAUACGUCAUCGCUAUCUUGGGCACGCUUGUUCAAGGGAUUUACUCCGUCUGGUGGUCUUUCACACUGGCAGCGACAUACACAAAAUACUCUGACGGCGGAACAGGCUGCGGCACGUCUGGCGGCUCUUGUGGCACUGCUUCCAUCGUUCUUGCAGUCAUGUUUCUCACUUUCUCGUACUACUGGACCACUCAAGCCAUCGCUGGUAUCGUCCUUGUUACCAAUGCCGGUAUAUUUGGCACCUGGUAUUUCUCUGCUCAGGGCGGCGUCGGCAAACCCGUCCAUAUCGCUCGCGGCGCGUUCAGACGAGCGAUCACAUACAGCUUGGGCUCCAUCGCAGAGGGCACUCUCAUCGUCGCUAUCUUGCAAUUCCUCAGGACGCUCGUCAAUUUGGCAGAAUCACAAGCUCGUCAAGAUGGCGACAUGAUCGGCAUGGCUUGCGGAUGUAUCGCAAGCUGCUGCCUCGGUUGCAUCACUUGGGCCGUCGAGUACUUCAACCGCUACGCUAUGAUUGAGAUAGCUCUCUAUGGCAAGAAAUACAGCAAAGCUGCAAAAGACGCUUGGAAUUUGCUCAAGCAUCGCGGCAUAGACGCUCUCAUCAACGACAGUCUUAUUGGCAAUGUCUGGUUCUUCGGCUCUUUCGGCAUCGGCGCUCUGUGCUCGCUACUCAUCUUCCUCUAUCUUCAUUUGCGUUCGCCGAGUUACAUCGAUGCAAGCUCCGGCCUAACUGCCGCAGCCAUGGGCUUCGCAUGGCUGAUUGGCUUCACUCUCGUACAUACUCUUGGACAAGGCACGAUCCAGGCGGGCGCAGACACCAUUUUUGUUGCAAUGGCAGAGGCGCCCCUGCUGCUCCAGCAGCGUUCGCCAGAAUUGUACGAGGUCGUCGCCUCGAGAUACGGACACAUUCUGCAAGGAGUCUAG
Mixia osmundae IAM 14324 is the source of this 2007-nucleotide messenger RNA. RefSeq lists its product as uncharacterized. The record is from RefSeq and is a predicted model, not a curated record. The coding region runs from base 1 to 2007 and encodes 668 amino acids. The transcript has 5 exons. NCBI's taxonomy places the organism in Eukaryota, Fungi, Basidiomycota, Mixiomycetes, Mixiales, Mixiaceae. Gene Ontology annotation, molecular function: transmembrane transporter activity. Gene Ontology annotation, biological process: transmembrane transport. Gene Ontology annotation, cellular component: plasma membrane.